Molecule: messenger RNA, 1144 nt
Organism: Cherax quadricarinatus
Lineage: Eukaryota; Metazoa; Arthropoda; Malacostraca; Decapoda; Parastacidae
Source: RefSeq, a predicted model, not a curated record
UCAUACACAGCGUGAGUUGUAUUUCCCUCAGUUGGUGUAUACCGUGAAGUGUAUAUCUGUGUGUGUAUAUAUAUAUAUACGCUCAGGGUGAAUAUGAGAGAGAAGAGAAGUAAAUGUCAUGAGAAGAGACAGAGAACACACAGACGCUCAAGAAGGUUUGUACACAGACUAGAAGGAAGAUGGCUGAGGUCAGAGGUACAGGUGAGAGGUGGAGAGGUGGGCAGCUUAUACAAGGGUGACACUUUUGCUGCCACUACCAUCCCAGUACAUAACAAGACCAGUGUCAGGGAGACUCGGGAGACGUACGGCAGGACGGUGGUAGUGACGAUGACCAGGGACGAGGAGAUGGCCAAGGAGGAGAAGAGGAGACCAUUGUGGCUGUGUUGUACCAGUCGUCCCGUCCCCAGGAAGUUCACCUUCCUUCAGCUGGACUACUUGCUUCACAUGAGCCUGCCAGUGGUACGUCUUGUUCCAAGAUACCUGCACAAUGCUGUGCUGCUGCUGUACAUGUACCUGCUUCACCUGGUCUACCACACACUCGCCUUCCUCCUGGCUAACAUCAGUGUUUUCAUGGGCGUCCUGGACGCUCUCAUAUCCUUUAUUGCUGUCUUCUGUUAUGGUCCUCUGCUGCGUCUGCGUCUGCUGUGUGGCGGCUGCUCCUGCUUCUGCUGUUUCUGCUGCUUCUGUCCCUCCUGGUGCUGCUGUCCCUCCCGCCGCCGCCGCUGCUGCUGCUGCUGUCACUACUGCUGUCACUGCUGUGAAGAUAUAAGCAUUACAUUAGACCAGUCACAGUGGAGGAGGCAGCCACCUUGUACCCUCAAACCUAAUUAUUAUAUGAUUUAGGUGACCCAUUAUAUGAUCUAGGCAACCUAAGUAACUGUUACAUGAUCUAGGUGACCUAACUAACUGUUAUAUGACCUACGUGACAUAAUUGUUAUACGAUUUAAAUGACCUUACUAACUAUAACACGAUUCAAGUGACCCUCAAGGGGAUGACUUAAUAAUGGUGUGAGGUUUUUGAUCCAAGGACUUGAACUUGCCCUUUCCUUCUUUGGAUCAAUUGGACCCCAAUGGAAAUAAGUCACUCUGACUUUUUUGGGUUAUCCUAGGUUCUCUACACAUAUGCUGCUAUGUAUGAUAAUUCU